GGGUUUUCAAGCCCUGCCAAAAAUUUGGCCAGCGACUCCUCCGUGCCGUGUUGACCUCGAAAUUGCAUCUGCCUUUACUGACCGGCGGCACCUCUUCGACAAUCAAGAGCGCUUGAUCCACAACCGUCACAAUGGCGAUCAAGCACAACCAGCAGAUUCCCAACAACCAUUUCCGCAAGGAUUGGCAGAGGCGCGUCAGGUGCCACUUCGACCAGGCUGGCAAGAAGGCUUCCCGCCGUGUCGCUCGCCAGGCCAAGGCUGCUGCUCUUGCCCCUCGCCCGGUUGACAAGCUCCGCCCCAUUGUCCGGUGCCCCACCAUCAAGUACAACCGCCGCACCCGCCUCGGCCGUGGUUUCUCCCUCGCUGAGCUCAAGGCUGCUGGUAUCCCCAAGCUCGUUGCUCCCACCAUCGGUAUCUCGGUUGACCCCCGCCGCGCCAACCUCUCCGAGGAGUCCCUUGCCGCCAAUGUCGAGCGCCUGAAGGCCUACAAGGCCCGCCUCGUCGUCUUCCCCCGCAAGUCCAACAAGCCCAAGAAGGCCGAUACCCCCAAGGACCAGCAGACCGGCGAGUUCAUCAAGAGCGUCGAGGCUGCUUUCGGCGUCGAGGCCCCCAUCGUCUCCGGUUUCAAGGAGAUCCCCAAGUCCGAGCUCCCCUCCAACAUCGAGGGUGGUGCUUUCCGCGCUCUCCGCAAGGCUCGCUCCGACGCCAAGCUCGUUGGUGUCCGCGAGAAGCGCGCCAAGGACAAGGCUGCUGCCGAGGCCGAGAAGAGCAAGUAAAUUGCUCGUCUUGGACGGGGUGGUUGAAGCGGCAUCUCUGUGGCGGUGUUUGGCUGGUCUGGUCUCGGUUAUGCUUUUCCUUGUCACCUGGGCGAGGACCACUAUGUUGGACAUCCUCGACCAAGGGCCGUGUAGUUCCGGGGGAUUUCACGUCACUUUUUAAAGCGGGACACGGUUCAAUUACUACACGCAUCAUAGGGAUUUGCUAGAGCAGCGCACAAUGAAUGGACAACGGAAAAAGCAUGAUUCUUGACCAACUUCAAAGGUCCUUCUUUCUGGG
Neurospora tetraspora is the source of this 1056-nucleotide messenger RNA. RefSeq names its product 60S ribosomal protein L13. Gene Ontology annotation, biological process: translation. Bases 132 to 776 code for a protein of 214 amino acids. The transcript is spliced from 6 exons. Lineage: Eukaryota; Fungi; Ascomycota; Sordariomycetes; Sordariales; Sordariaceae. Gene Ontology annotation, molecular function: structural constituent of ribosome; RNA binding. Gene Ontology annotation, cellular component: cytosolic large ribosomal subunit; ribosome. The record is from RefSeq and is a predicted model, not a curated record.